CAUCUUUCAUACAGGCAAGAUGGUGACCUACAAGGUGACAGUUUAUACUCCCAGACAGAUAAUUGCUGAGAAAAUGAACAGCAUUUACCUGACGCUGAUAGACUCAAAGAAUCAGAGCAGUGAAAGAGUCCUGGUCAACAAAUCCUAUUUAGAUGUUUCUUUGGCGUCUGAAAGGGAGUUCUCCUUCGACGUCGGUGUGAAGAAGGACCUUGGAGACAUUGUCCUGGUGAAACUUGAAAAGGAGUGCUAUGUCAAUUAUCACUGGUUUUGCAAGCAUAUCAUAGUGAAAACACCCUCUGGAGAAUGCCUUAAGUUCCCCUGUUAUUCCUGGAUAGAAGACGAAAAGCCAAGGAUUUUCCGAGAAGGCACUGCUCGAUUGGCUCAGGAUGACAGCGAAUUUCUUAAAAAGAAAAGAAGAGAACAACUGGAAUAUAAACAGAGAAUUCAGCUGGGACGAGAAAAACGCUACCGAAGGCUACCCUAAGAACAUGGGUAAAGUUCCUCGAAAAAUUGAGUUCGAUCCAGCAAAACAGUCGGAGUUUCGAAUCAAUUUCGUUAAAGCGGGCCUGGAAUAUGGUCUUGACAUGGCUAGACGUUUUUUUAAGUCCUGGAAAGACGUUGCUGAUUUUAAAGAUGUAUUGGCAGAUUAUACUGACAAGGACACUCUAGAGAGAGUGAUGCGAGACUGGAGUGAGGAUUACAUGUUCGGCUAUCAGUUUCUGAACGGCUGCAAUCCUGUCAUGAUCAAGAAGUGCAUGGAAAUCCCAGACAAAUUUCCAGUCACACAUGAGAUGGUGAAGGACUCUCUGGAGAAAGGGGUCACUCUACAAGAGGAAUUAAAGGCGGGAAACAUCUACAUAGUGGAUUAUGAAAUCCUGGAGGCAGUGGAAACACUCAAACCCAAUCACUAUUUGACUGCACCCCUCUGCCUGCUGUACAAGAACAGACUGGACCAAAUGGUGCCAAUUGCCAUUCAGCUCAGUCAAACCGCAGGGGAAGAGAGCCCGAUCUUUCUCCCGAGUGAUAAUGAACAUGAUUGGAUGCUUGCCAAGAUGUGGGUGAAAUCUGCCGACUUCCUUGUACACCAGUUGGUCACACACCUUCUCAAGACACAUCUGAUGUCAGAGGUUUUUGAAAUUGCCAUGCACAGACAGCUCCCUCCAGUCCACCCUGUAUACAAGUUACUGAAACCUCAUGUUCGUUUCACAACUGCAAUCAAUGCAGUGGCUCGUGAAAGACUCAUCAGUGAAGGCGGGGUCAUCACCCAGAUUACUAGCCUCAAUAGAGCUGGGAUAGAUAGAGUGAUUGUCAGUGCCAUGAAGACUUUAACCUACGAGUCCCUGUGCUUCCCUGAGGCCAUAGAAGCUCGAGGAAUGAAAGAUGUGCCCAAGUACCAUUAUAGAGAUGAUGGCAUGAAGAUCUGGGAGGCAAUACUAAAUUUUGUGUUUGCUGUGGUUGAAAUCUACUAUGACAGCGAUGAGAAAGUUCAAGGAGAUGAGGAGAUUCAAGGAUUUGUGAAGGAUUGCCACAUUGGCAUGCAAAGACCUCACAUCACUCUGAACACUCGAGAGGAGUUAGUCAAGUACCUGACCGUUGUGAUAUUCACAGCUUCAGCACAACAUGCUGCGGUCAACUUUGGACAGUUUGACUGGUAUGGCUGGAUCCCCAACAGUCCUUCCACCAUGCGCAAACCGCCUCCCAAACAGAAGGGCACAGUGGAUAUGAAGUUUAUCAUGGAGAGUCUGCCUGAUCGUGGAUGUUCCAGCAAGGCUAUAGGAACCGUUUGGGCCCUCAGUCGCUUCCAGGAGGAAGAGCGGUACUUAGGUGAUUAUCCAGAUAUGGGCUUCACCGAAAAACCAGUGAAGGAGGCCAUAAAGACUUUCCGCAAGAAACUAGGUGAGGUGGCCAAAGAAAUCAAGAGACGGAAUCAGGGAUUAAGAUUGGAAUAUUGUUAUUUGUCCCCAGACAGAAUCCCCAACAGUGUUGCAAUUUGAGAAAAUAUUGUGCCAGGCCUACAUAGUGUUUACGGCCAAUGAUGUGCUUGAUAUAAGAGAGAAGAACAGCUCUACUUAAGAAUUGUAAAACAAAAGCAUUCUGCAUUUUGAGGCAAUUUACAGAAAUUCUGUUUCAUUAACUCUUUUUGUAUUUGACUCUGUUAAUGGGAAAUAAGGGAUAUUACUUUGAAAUGCCAUCUGUGCACUUAUAUGCAUGUUAUCUGAGGGGUGAUUGUCUGGUUCACGCCAGGAAAGCAGAACAGUUUAUUUGGCAAUAUGCUUUAAAGAGCUAACCUUGUGCUAUAAUCCAUUUAUUAUUGUCUUUCUUUUUUUAUUCUUUUCUUUAAUCAUAUAAACUAUCCAUACUGUGGUAUUCAUUUACUCCUCUUUUGAUUGAUUUAUUCAUAUUCUUUAUUGCUCAGAUAAUCUAUGGUUUUUAGUCUAUUUUAGAUAAUCAUUUGACUUAUUUUUUACCUUACAGUUAAAAUAAGAUCUUGCAUAUCGUAUCUUCUAUAUUGAUUUUGCGAUGAUUAUAAAGUAUACUCAUGAAUGCUGUAAAGGAAAUUUUUUGAGAUUGUGAACAACUCUGACAGCGCUUCAAAUGCUCUUUUCCCCUGGAAAGCUCUCAUAAUACAGAAUAAAAAUAAAUAAAGUUCUCCAUUACAUCUAC
Molecule: messenger RNA, 2664 nt
Organism: Pimephales promelas (fathead minnow)
Lineage: Eukaryota; Metazoa; Chordata; Actinopteri; Cypriniformes; Leuciscidae
Product: polyunsaturated fatty acid 5-lipoxygenase
Biological process (GO): lipid oxidation
Molecular function (GO): protein binding; oxidoreductase activity, acting on single donors with incorporation of molecular oxygen, incorporation of two atoms of oxygen; iron ion binding
Source: RefSeq, a predicted model, not a curated record